Molecule: messenger RNA, 2140 nt
Organism: Cutaneotrichosporon oleaginosum
Lineage: Eukaryota; Fungi; Basidiomycota; Tremellomycetes; Trichosporonales; Trichosporonaceae
Source: RefSeq, a predicted model, not a curated record
UGACAAGACACCUCAUGUUGCGAGGCGCGUUUGGUGGCGGACGAUGGCGUGGCGUACGGGCAACUGGGCGCAUGUUACAAACACAGUUCCGAGAAGGUCUGUUCCACGAUUGUACAACUGUACACUUACCAUUCAACACAUCCAUCCCCCAUCAUCCUCAUCCACCAUGCCGGCUCCUUCACCACCCUCCGGCCCACCUUUUGCUCCACCUCGAUCUGGCAAAGCGCCUCACCCCCUCACCCCUGCCCAGCUGCUGGAAAUGAUGGCAGAUGCCAAACUCAAGGUCGCCAAAGAACCCAAGGCAGGAACCAAUCGCCAACGCGCCCUCAUCGAAAAGCUCUUCAACGAGUGGAUCGAGGACGACUGCGAGGGUGCAAUCACGAUUGACGGCAAGACCAUCCGGAACGUCCACGAUGUGCAGACUCUGAAGCCAUCCUGGCUAUCCGAAGCGCAAAUGCGGUCCUUCCUCGAGGCCUAUGUUCAAGGAGCAACGGGACGCAGUCGAGGUGCCGACCGGGUUGCGCAGAGGACCCUACUCGACAAGGCCAAGCAGCUGAGUGGUAUGUGGAAACGGCUAACAGGGAAUGCCAUUUCCGGAGACGAUCGAGAGAAGAUGUUCGACUUUUGCGCCCAUCUCACCAAGUCGCACAGCCUCCCCGCCGCUACUACAGAGUCUGCCCAGCUGGAUACAGAGGGUGUGAUUGCUCUGCAGGACUACUGGUGGUCGCCUGCCAACAGCCUUCCCCUUCAGUAUCGACUCAGCCUUUCACUUUUUUGCGCCCUCGCCUGUCAAACCGGCGCUCGUCCCCGAUCCGCCGUCACGCCUUCGGGUACAUUGCCGACGAGGGCUCAGCGUUCGGCCAACAGUCACCUCCAGCCAAACAGUGCCAACGAUAGGUCCACAUUCUCCGAAGAUCAGUAUACUGGAGCGGUGUGUGGAGACUUCACCGUCGUUAUCAUCGCGGAUGAAGACGCUACCAAGCCCAACAUGGUGGCUGGCUAUUAUACCACCAGCAACACUAGCAGUGGCGAAGGCAAAGGCGUUCCUCUUCCUCUUCCUCAGCCCAAGAAGCUUCUCGCCAGCGCCAUGGUCCUCUUACUUCUCAAGCUCAUCCACGAAGGAAGUAUUUCUUCGGCAUUCCUGCAAGCAAUUCUCGAACCCGCGUUCCUGGAAGGAAACUCCUCACGGACACUUGCAUGGACCACGGAGCUUGCGGAAAAGCCCAUCUUCUGCCUCCUCAAUGGUAAUCCUAUGACUACGCUUUGGAUGACCGAACACAUCAAGAAAGCAUCCAUCCACCUGGGCUUCCAGGUCCCCGCGACGGCGAAUUCAUUCCGGUCCCUCGUCAUCCAAAAGUUGGUAGAAUCCAAUGUGUCGGAUGAGCUCAUUCAUUACCUCGUCUCAACCCAACACAGAUCCAAAUCGACGCGCUGGUACAUCGGCAAGGCUUUCGUUGGCAGCGCUGUCUCAGCUUUUGGUAACACAGACAUCAACUCCAGUCACUACCUCUCUCGCGUUCGUCCCCUUAAUGCUAUUCCAACCGAUGCUCCCAACUCGCUUUCCGACAACGAGCUUAGUGAAGUCAUGGCAUCUGGGCCAGUCUCAGCUGCGAAGCAGCACCUUGAGGAUACCCGGCAGCGCGUCAAAGAUGGCGACGAGAGCCGAGCUCAGCUGGAGCGAGCCGCAGGCGCCCUGAAGCGCAAGAUUGCCACAGAGAAAGAGCAAGCCGUAUCACGGAAGCGAGCUGCUUGGUUCGCUGAUAGCACACGUUCCGAGGGUUCGAGGUCGGUUAGACGAGACAAGACGCGGGAGCUCAACAACCCGUAUGAAGCUAUGCGGAAAGCUCUAACGGUCAAUCUUCUUCAAGACAGGAACUCCCUGCGUGACGUUUGCAAGAUGCUAGCACACAAGAACGGCGACUAAACAACGAUGAUGUUAACUCAGGCCGCCGUUCGAGGUAUUAGCCCGCCUUGAGUUACACGCUCCGCUGACUGAACCAAGGAAUGGAUUUGCGAACGACAAGCAUGUAAAGCGUUCAAAUACCCUGAAAGAGGCCUUCCCGAGAGGGAAUACGCUUUCGACGAUGGAUUCACUGUGCAAAGCUCUUGUAUAAAGGCAGGUAACUUGAGCUGUAGCAAC